Molecule: messenger RNA, 1767 nt
Organism: Panicum hallii
Lineage: Eukaryota; Viridiplantae; Streptophyta; Magnoliopsida; Poales; Poaceae
Product: TOM1-like protein 5
Exons: 10
Coding region: 279-1493 (404 amino acids)
Biological process (GO): protein transport to vacuole involved in ubiquitin-dependent protein catabolic process via the multivesicular body sorting pathway
Molecular function (GO): ubiquitin binding; phosphatidylinositol binding
Source: RefSeq, a predicted model, not a curated record
CUAGCUUCCAGACUCCUCUGUCUCUCCCGGCCGCGUUCUCCCCUCCAACUGAGAUCACUGCGCGUGCUGCCCGCGCCAUGGCCCCGACACAGCCGCCGUCGCCGUCGCCGCCGGCUGCAAUACACUAGCAACGCGUCUCCAGGCGGCUUCGGCCGAUCUAGGAAAGAGGAAUUUCUUCACGCCUUUUCUCCUCAUCUUGUGUUGAGGAGUACGGGCUUGGAUUCGCUGAGGGAUUGGGAGGAGAGGGAUAAAUAGAGUGGAGGAGGCAAGUGGAGAAGAUGGCGUCGGAAAUGGUGAAGGCGGCGACGAGCGACAAGCUCAAGGAGAUGGAUUGGGCAAAGAACAUCGAAAUCUGCGAGCUCGUGGCGCAGGAUCCUGGAAAAGCGAAAGAUGUGAUCAAGUCUAUAAAGAAGUGUAUAGGGGGCAGGAGCAAGAACACUCAACUCUAUGCAGUUAUGCUAUUGGAGAUGCUCAUGAAUAACUGUGGAGAGCCUAUCCACAGGCAGGUCAUUGAUAAUGGACUUCUUCCAAUACUUGUGAAGAUAGUGAAGAAAAAGACGGAAUUACCAGUUCGAGAAAAAAUAUUUCUUUUGCUUGAUGCUACCCAAACAUCCCUUGGUGGAGCUAAAGCAAGAUUCCCUCAGUACUAUGAUGCAUACUAUGAGCUGGUGUCUGCAGGUGUGCAAUUUUCAAAUCGUCCAAACGUUGUUGUCACACGAGCAGAAGUGCCAGUCCCAGAAACGAGAACAGAACCAAAUAAGGAAAGGUUAUCUACCCGAUUGAAUGAAGCUCAGCAGGAAGUGCACACUCAACCUGCUUCUGACACAAGUAUAGUUCGGAAAGCCUCUAGUGUGAUGGAAGUUUUAAGGGAUGUGCUAAAUUCUAUGGAUCCUAGACACCCUGAGGGAGCAACUGAUGAAUUUGUGUUGGAUCUGGUCGAGCAAUGUACAUUUCAGAAGCAAAGAAUAAUGCACCUUGUUAUGACAUCAAGGGACGAAGCUGUGGUAUCACAAGCUAUAGACCUAAAUGAAGAGCUACAUAAGGUCCUUGUGCGUCACGAUGCAUUGCUUUCAGUUCAGCCGACUACAACAGUAGCUUCUAAUCUGGAGGAAGAGGAGGAAGAAGAUGCUGAAAGUCUCUAUCGGAGACUGAGGAAGGGGAAAGCUCUUUCUCAAGAUUACACAGAUGAUUCUGUACCGUCAUUCCGAUCCAUACCAGAUGAGAAGAUGCGGCGCCCGCUGACCAUCCAGCCGCCUCACCCCGACAAGAAACUCGGCGCGCUCAGCAUCCGCUCUCUAGACCAGGAGGAGCCAAGACCCGAGCUCGCUCCACUGAUCCCCCCGCCCCCCGCAAAGCACGCCGAGAGGGAGCGAUUCUUCCGUGAGAAGAGCAUAGACGGCUUGGCCAGCCUGCCGGGCCACAUGAGGGGCCUGUCGCAGCACAGCCGGGACGGCAGCAGCUCGUGCAGCGGCAGCACCGAUUACGGUGACUAAGGUUCUAGUGGCAGCAGUAUAUAUAGGGUUUCCACCUUGGGUUGUAGGUCUCCUCCCCCCUGGCAAGGCGCAUUGAUGUUCGGCGAGGUUGUCUCGGCCUCAGCAUCAUCUUCUUCUUCUUCCUCAUGCUGACCUGUGUACACUUGGCUUGGUAGCUGAUCCUUUUCUCCUCUUCUUGUCCUUUCGCUGAUGACAUUAUUGGGAGGACCGUUGGGUCGGUGUGGUGUUGUGGGCUACUUUUCUCAGAUCUAUAUAGAUGAUUGUGAUCUAUCUA